AUGACAAAACUUUAUAACAAGCCCAAAGAAAUGUCUGAUCUCAUGUCAUCUCAACCAUGGAUCGAUGAAGCCCUGAGCAGCCAAGAUGAGAUGAAAGAAGAGGACAGCAGACAAGCUUCGUAUGGAAUCCUGGCCGGGCUCAAUGAAGAACACGACAGCAUUGAAGAAGAAGAGGAAGAAGAAGAAGAUGGUGGAAAGCCAAAGAGAAGAGGCCCCAAGAAGAAGAAGAUGACCAAGGCCAGACUGGAGCGGUUCAGGGCCCGCCGAGUGAAGGCAAAUGCUCGGGAGCGAACACGUAUGCAUGGGCUCAAUGAUGCUCUGGAUAACCUUAGGCGUGUAAUGCCCUGCUACUCUAAAACUCAAAAGUUAUCCAAAAUUGAGACCCUGCGCCUAGCCAGGAACUACAUCUGGGCUUUGUCAGAGGUGCUGGAAAGUGGGCAGACUCCAGAAGGAAAAGGUUUCAUAGAGAUGUUGUGUAAAGGUUUGUCCCAACCAACCAGUAACCUGGUUGCUGGUUGUCUUCAGCUGGGACCUCAGUCCCUGUUUUUGGAGAAACAUGAGGAGAAAGCCCCUGUUUCUGACUCCGCUGUGCCCACUCACAGUUUUUCCUACCAGUCACCAGGGCUGCCCAGCCCACCAUAUGGAAGCAUGGAGAGCCAUCUUGUCCACUUAAAGCCCCCCACAUUCAAGAGCUUGGUGGAUCCUUCCUUCGGCAACCACCAUCAAGACUGCACAUCUCCACCAUAUGAAGGUCCCUUGACACCUCCUCUGAGCAUCAGUGGGAAUUUUUCUUUGAAGCAAGAUGGUUCUCCAGACCUGGAAAAAUCAUACAGUUUCAUGGCUCACUACCCGUCCGUUACUCUGGGUAGUGCUCACGGGCACACCUCUCAUUUCUCAACUACAGUGCCCAGGUAUGAUAUCCCCAUAGAUAUGACCUAUGACUCCUAUCCUCACCAUGUGGUUGGGGCACAGCUCAAUGCAAUCUUCAGUGAAUAA
Messenger RNA from Pogona vitticeps (central bearded dragon), 996 nucleotides. Lineage: Eukaryota; Metazoa; Chordata; Lepidosauria; Squamata; Agamidae. The record is from RefSeq and is a predicted model, not a curated record.